AUGAGACACAGUCGUGUUCAGGAUCAUAAAUUGGAAGGAGAAUUGUUCACAAUAGCUGGACGUCCAGCAGGAGCUACUGGCGAUUUCUGGUCUAGUCUUAAAAGAAUCAAAGAUAAAGAUGAUUUAUUUGAACCAUUUGUACAAUGUUCAGUAUGUGAUAGACUCUUCGUAUACGAACCAAAGAAUGGCACAACAACGCUUAGUUUACAUGUUCAAAAUUGUUUGAAACAAGAAAAAACAUUAAAAUCACAGCCACCAAUUAGUACAGCAAUGAAAACAACAACCACAAUUAAUUCAGAUGAGAAACGAUCAGUUACAAUUGCUUGUGCUAAAUAUUGUGCAUUUGAUUUAAAAUCAUGUAAUUCAGUUGAUGAUCAAGGUUUCCAACAAUUAUGUCAAAAAUUAAUUGAUAUUGGUUAUAAAUACGGUGGUGUCCGAAGUGGUUUACCAAAUGCAAAAGAUUUUUUACCAGAUCCAACAAAUAUAUCACGUACCGUUAAACAAUUAGCCGAACAAUAUCGUGUUAAAUUAAAAGAUUUAUUACAACAAGAUUUGAAAAAAAUAAAAUUAUUUAGUGUAACUUUAGAUUAUUGGAAAAAUGAAAACGAAAAUCACCUUCGAUGUAUUUGUCAUGGUAUUAACUUAGUUGUACUCCAUAGUUUAUCAGCUUGUCUGUUAAUUGAUGAAUUAAUUACGUCGUGUCGAGUAUUAUCAAGUCAUUUUAAGCGAUGUGAAUUAAAUCAUUUAUUACCUUCAAUAUUAAAACAUGAUAAUGAUACACGCUGGAACAGUAUUUACGAAAUGAUGAAUUCAAUAUCAAUAAAUUAUAAACAUAUUGAAGGUGUUUUAGAUGGUAGAGGUGGCGAUGAAUCAGAAAAAUUAGAUAAUAUUGGUCACCAACUCGUAACGCAAUUAUGUGAUGUAUUACUACCAUUUAAAUUAGGCAGUGAACGAUUCCAAGCUGAUUUAGAACCAACACUUCAUUUAGUACUUCCAUGGAUAACAAAAUUAAAACAACAUUGUACAAAAGAUAAAGAAGGUGAUUUAUUACCAAUAAUUCAAUUAAAAAAAGAAUUAUCAUUAAAAUUAGAUGAAAAAACAUAUUUAACACAAAUUCAUUAUAUAGCAACAUUUCUUCAUCCCAUAACAAAAAAUUUAUCGCAAUUGAGUUCGACGAAACGUGAAAAAGUCCAUGUGGAUAUAAUGGCUGAAUUUGCGAAUGAAAAUCAAGAUGUCAGAGACAGUGAUGAUGAAAAAGACGAAAUUGAACAAUAUUUAAAAACAAAAAUGAAAUUUACAAAUGAGGAUAAAUUAUUAGGAUGGUGGAAAAAGCAUUCACUUAUCUAUCCACAAUUAAGUAUUUUGGCACAAACAUUAUUCGGUGUCCCAUCAAGUUCAGCAACAGCUGAAAGAGUGUUUAGUUCAAGCGGAAGAAUAUUAGAAAAAAGGCGCCAAUCAUUAAGUGGCGAUACGGUUGACGAUCUCUUAUUCUUGCGAAAUUUUAGAAAAAUCUAA
Didymodactylos carnosus is the source of this 1515-nucleotide messenger RNA. The record is from the annotation of a GenBank genome assembly. Lineage: Eukaryota; Metazoa; Rotifera; Eurotatoria; Philodinida; Philodinidae.